Molecule: messenger RNA, 852 nt
Organism: Micropterus dolomieu (smallmouth bass)
Lineage: Eukaryota; Metazoa; Chordata; Actinopteri; Centrarchiformes; Centrarchidae
Gene: apln
Product: apelin
Exons: 3
Coding region: 405-638 (77 amino acids)
Biological process (GO): signal transduction
Molecular function (GO): hormone activity; apelin receptor binding
Source: RefSeq, a predicted model, not a curated record
ACUUCCAGCACAUUCACAGCUCCACUGAACUUGGCUCAUACUGCCGUUUCUCUGACAGAAGAAAAGAAGACACACACACACACACCUCCGUGGGAGAGCUCAGAUAAAGACGUGCCUUCAGUCUUGGAGUGGCGCUGUCACACACUGAUAUACAAAUACGCAUUUAGACAAAUACACAGACACAGUCAGGGAGCCACACACAUUCCCACAAAUUGACACACUCACUUCUCUCUCUCACACACAUACACACACACACACACACACAGGAGAGCAAACAGUCUCUCUCUCUUUCUUGCUCGCUCAGCUGCUCUCUCUCUCCCUCCCAUCCACACACACACACACAUACACACACCACUACAGUAUAUCAGCGAGUGACUAGCAGAGAGCCAGAGGGGAGUGCAGAAAUGAAUGUGAAGAUCCUGACGCUGGUGAUUGUGCUCUUGGUGUCUCUGCUGUGUUCUGCCAGUGCUGGUCCCAUGGCCUCCACGGAGCAUGGCAGAGAGCUGGAAGAGGCAGCUACGGUGAGAAAAAUGGUCCAGCAAAACCCUGCGAGGGGUGGUCAGACCCACAGACCAGCUGGCUGGAAGAGGAGACGCCCACGGCCACGUCUUUCCCACAAGGGGCCCAUGCCAUUCUAGAGCAAGGCACUGCUUUGAGCGCCCUCCCCCAGGUUCUGAUUUCUAUGCUCUUCCUUUGCCUGUGGGGGCCUUGCAACGAAGGGCCUACGCUUGCCCAGCCUGAAGAGUGAUGUCCAUAGCACCUGCUGGUUCUUCAAGCAACUCUGUCCACAAAAAAACCAGGACAACCGCUCACCCUCAGCUCUAGGAGGAAAUGGGGGCAGGGAAGGGGGGU